Molecule: messenger RNA, 3906 nt
Organism: Fonsecaea pedrosoi CBS 271.37
Lineage: Eukaryota; Fungi; Ascomycota; Eurotiomycetes; Chaetothyriales; Herpotrichiellaceae
Product: urease
Exons: 8
Coding region: 1-3906 (1301 amino acids)
Biological process (GO): urea catabolic process
Cellular component (GO): urease complex
Molecular function (GO): nickel cation binding; urease activity
Source: RefSeq, a predicted model, not a curated record
AUGUCUUUAUCCACACUUCAUGUCACCCCCAGCGUCGCGCGCAUUGAGUUCGGGCACCUAUUGAACCGUGCCGCCAUCAAAUGCGUCGAGGUCCUCACCGAAGAUUUGGCGGCUCUCGGCGAGCUUGUUCGCGAAGUUCAAAAUGAAUCAGUGGCAUUUGCUCACACAUCCUCUCAGGUCAUUGUUGCUCUUGCAACACUUCAAUCCUCUGUCCAAGACCUCUCGCGCGCAUACAUCCAACAUGCCAACACCGUCCUCACACCUGGCAAACAUGGCCUUAACCCUAUUGACGCCAACCUAACCAGUAUCCUUACCGAGUCUGGUCUCUUGAGCGCUAGACCAGCCGAUGCUGCCCCAGCUGCUGCACCAGAACCAGAUGUCGAUGGGAAGAAGAAGCGCAAGAGGACACCGCAUGAUCCUAACGCACCGAAGCGUGCCCUCACGCCGUAUUUCCUCUACAUGCAAAGUGCUCGUGCCACUAUUGCCAAGGAAUUGGGCGACUCAGCGAAGCCGAAAGAGGUUGCCGAUGAGGGAACUCGCAGAUGGACUGAGAUGAGUCCUGCUGAGAAGAGCAUUUGGGACGACAAGUACCAGAAGAACUUGGCCGCGUACCGCGUCAAGAUGGCAGCUUACAAAGCCGGUCAGCCAGUUCCUGACGAUGAGACUGCAGCGCGCCUGGUGGAAAUGGGUAAAGCUCCUGAGCACGUUGCCGGUCUCGAUGCUGAGGCAGAGACGGAAGAAGAGCCCGUCGAGGAAGAAGAAGAGGAAGAGGCGCCGGCCCCAGAACCCACACCUCCCAAAUCCAAGAGACGCAAGACCAAAGAUGUCGAGCCUACUCCCAGCAAAGCAACUCCUAAGGCCGAGGCCAAAUCUCCAGAGAAGGACAGGAAGUCUAAGAAGAGCAGGAGGGAAGCUGCUCCUGCUGCUUCAACCAAGGUCGAGAAGUCCAAAAAUGCAGAAAUUGGUGAUGAGCGCCAUGCAAAGGGCCGAGUAACUAGUCUGUUCAACGAUGUCAAUGUUAAAAAUGUUUUUGUUCUGUCUCUAUCAAGUCCUUUUCCUCAACUACCACAACUACUAAUGACGCACCAGCACCAAAACAAAGUUCCUGUCUUGAUCUCUUCUCCGCAUCUAAGUGUAGACCCCACGCACUGGUGGUUACAAAGCUUGCCACCAUCGAGACUGGCCACUCCGGUGAUUUCUUCAAAAGAACCACUCGAAAGCCUCCUAGGGCAUGAACUGGGGUGGUUCCAUUGCUUAUCCAGACCUGUUCUCAUACCACUCCGAAGCUUCCUUUGCCCCGCAAUAGCCCCCUCGACCAUGAUAGCUCGUUGCAAAAGAGGUACGUAUGUUCCGAGGGCCAGUUUUUGUUCACCUAGAAGACCUUUGUUGACUGACUUCUUCGACACCUGGAAACAGCUAGAUAAGCUCGUGAUAUCCCAGCUUGGCUUCCUGGCCCAACGGAGACUCGCUAGAGGUGUCAGGCUGAAUCAUUCAGAGGCUUGCGCUUUGAUCGCCAGCAACUUGCAAGAGCUCAUUCGCGAUGGAAACCACACGGUCGCCGACCUAAUGUCCAUUGGGAAGACCAUCCUCGGUCGACGACAUGUGCUUCCCUCUGUUCUGUCCACCUUGACCGAAUUGCAGGUCGAGGGGACCUUCAAGACCGGCACGUACCUGGUCACGGUCCACCAUCCAAUCAGUUCCGACGAUGGAGACCUUGAAAAGGCGCUGUACGGAAGCUUCCUUCCCGUGCCGUCCAAGGACGCAUUCCCCCUGCCAGACGAGAGUGAGUAUGACAAUACGAAAAUGCCGGGUGCAGUCGUUCCGGUCAAAGAAGGCAAAAUUACGUUGAACGAGGGUCGGAAGAGGAUUCAGCUGAAGGUCGUGAGCAAGGGGGACAGGCCAAUACAGAUUGGGUCCCAUUACCACUUUAUCGAAACGAAUCCGCAACUCGAGUUUGACAGAGGCAGAGCAUAUGGCUUCCGUCUAGACAUCCCGGCAGGUACUUCGGUCCGUUUUGAGCCCGGAGACACAAAGACAGUCACUCUGGUCGAGAUCGCAGGCAACAAGGUGAUACACGGUGGAAACAACCUCGCUUCGGGUCCUGUCGAUGUAUCUCGCGCCGACGAAAUCGUGCAGAAACUACAGCAAGCUGGGUUCGCCCACGUGCCUGAACCGGCCGGUGACCUGGCGCAUAUCGAUGUCGCAUCCAUGACCCGCGCAGCCUAUGCGGGCAUGUUCGGUCCCACGACUGGUGAUCGCGUCCGGCUGGGAAUGACCGACCUGUGGAUCAAGGUCGAAAAGGACUUGACGGUCUACGGCGAGGAGUGCAAGUUUGGUGGCGGCAAAACUCUUCGAGAAGGCAUGGGACAAGCAUCAGACCGGAAAGAUGCCGAUGUGCUUGACACGGUCGUCACCAAUGCGCUGAUUGUCGACUGGUCCGGCAUCUACAAGGCCGACGUGGGUAUCAAGGACGGCAUCAUCGUGGGCAUUGGCAAAGCGGGCAAUCCGGACGUCAUGGACGGUGUCCAUCCCAACAUGAUCGUCGGCAACGGUACCGAUGUCAUUGCAGGAGAGCAUAGCAUCCUCACCGCAGGAGGUAUCGACUCGCAUAUCCACCUGAUUUGUCCCCAACAAGCCUACGAAUCUGUCGCGGCCGGCAUCACCACUUAUCUCGGAGGUGGCACCGGUCCUAGUACAGGGACCAACGCGACAACUUGCACGCCUGGGAAAUGGCACAUGAAACAGAUGCUCCAAGCGAUCGACUCGAUCCCCAUCAAUUACGGCAUCACGGGUAAAGGAAAUGACAGCUCGCCGGUCGCUCUUCGCGAGCAGUGCGAGGCUGGGGCGUGCGGCCUCAAACUACACGAAGACUGGGGCACGACGCCCGCGGCGAUCGACACGUGCCUGUCUGUGUGCGAUGAAUACGACAUCCAAUGCCUCAUCCACACCGACACGCUCAACGAGUCUGGCUUUGUGGAGUCCUCGGUGGCCGCCUUCAAGGGCCGCACCAUCCACACCUACCACACCGAGGGCGCCGGCGGCGGGCACGCGCCCGACAUCAUCUCUGUGGUCGAACACGCCAAUGUGCUCCCCUCAUCGACGAACCCCACGAGACCGUUCACGAGGAACACGCUGGACGAGCACGUCGACAUGCUGAUGGUGUGUCACCACCUCUCCAAGAACAUCCCGGAGGACAUUGCGUUCGCCGAGUCGCGGAUCCGCGCCGAGACCAUCGCGGCCGAAGACGUGCUCCACGACCUCGGCGCCAUCUCGAUGAUGUCCUCGGACUCGCAGGCCAUGGGGCGUUGCGGCGAAGUCAUUCUCCGCACGUGGAACACGGCGCACAAGAACAAACAGCAGCGCGGAACCCUAAAGGAAGACGAAGGCACCGACGCCGACAACUUCCGCGUCAAGCGGUACCUGAGCAAGUAUACGAUCAACCCGGCUAUUGCGCAGGGGAUGAGUCACUUGGUGGGCAGCGUCGAGGUGGGCAAGGUGGCCGACCUAGUGUUGUGGAAGCCGAGCAUGUUUGGGACGAAGCCGAGCUUGGUGGUCAAGGGCGGGAUGAUCAGCUCUGCGCAAAUGGGCGACCCCAACGCCUCCAUCCCGACGGUGCAGCCCGUGAUCAUGCGGCCCAUGUUCGCGGCGCACGUCCCCUCGCGGAGCAUCACGUUCGUGUCGCAGCACUCCGUGACCUCCGGGGUCGUGGCGUCGUACAACCUCUCCAAGCGCGUCGAGCCGGUCAAGAACUGCCGCACCGUGGGGAAGAAGGACAUGAAGUUCAACGACGCCAUGCCUCGCAUGAAGGUCGACGCGGAGUCCUACAGGGUCGAGGCCGACGGGGUUCAUUGUACCGCCGCGCCGGCUGAGGUGGUUCCUCUGGGCCAGACGUACUUUGUUUAUUGA